AUGAAGCCGAUCUACAAGCGGCCACUGAAGGGAUCGUACUUUAUCAAAUGGUCGUUAAUCCGAAGUGUUGCAGCCGUCGACCCACCUGUCUUCUUUCGUCCCAGGUAUUCUUCUCCCGCUUCUUUCGGCGCGUCGCUUUCAUCCGCACCGACAGCCCAAUGACCCUUUGAAAUUUGACAUCACCAUCCUUAUCCUUAUUCGGUUUUUUCGAAGCAUCCAAGAUCGUCGUCGCUUUUUCUUCACACUUCUUUUUUUUUUCUCUAAAGUCGGAUUCCAUGGCUGGGAUUCCUUUUUUUUCUCGACAACUAAACUUGACUUUGAAUUUUCGAACCUUCAUUCUCUUAUAUCUAAUUCCAAAAAACUUGAAACAGUCUGAAUUUUUUGCGCUUCAUGUUCUCAAACGCUGUUUUCAUUUUUUUUUUUCCUUUCUUCCGUUAGAGAAAAGAGAGCACAGGAACGUCAGAUUGUUUCAAAUUUUCGCGAACUGAGUUCCAUUUUCCAACUUUUAUCCCAGAACAACUUUGGGAUUCUUUUUUUAAUUCAUUUAAAGACACCAAAAACCUCUUGAAUAUUAAUUGUUUGAAACAAAAAGUCUAUUGAUAUUUUUUUAUAGCUUCAUAUCCUCCGUCAACUUUUUUAAGUAACUGAUUUUUAUUUGAACCUCCUUACUUUCAUUUUUCUUUCCAUCAACCCUGCUGAUUUGCCAUCACGGAUGCAAAUUUGUCUGAAAUUCGAAACAUUGGAUCUUUUCGGUUGAGAAAAAAGCGAAAGAAACCGGCGUCCUGGUGUUUUGCCCCAAAUUACCCAUCGGACUGUCCCGCAUUGUUCUUUUUUCUUUCUCUUCCACCUUCUCUUUCAUUUUCUGCGAUUCUUAUCCCAGCUCGAAUUUAUCCCUUAAGGAAACAGUUUCACUUUUUCGACCUUUUUUUUCGUUUUGGUAUUUUUUUCAUCAAAAAAAUUAACAAAUUUGAUUUUCAGGGGCUCCUGAGAGAUUCGGCACAUGAAAAUCUUCGCCCUCAACUUAUUUCUCUUAUUUUUUUUAUUGGACAGGUGUCUGGCGCAGAAAAAUGGCAAGUUUUAGUUUUUUUUUUCUUUCAAAAUAUCUAAACUUCAUCUAUGAUUUCAAAACUUUGGCAUUUUUUGCUCUCUUACUCUCUCUUCAUAUUUCUACAAGUGAUGUGGUGAGGGAAAAGAGAGCGCAGACAAGCAGAAAUGUUUGAUGAAAUAAGUACAGCUAUUACCUAAUAAAAGGGAAAUAUCAAAAUUCACUCCUAUUCUAGAAAAUCGUACUUUUUUUCAAACGUGUCAUUGUCCCAUUUUCUCAAUAACUUAAUUUUUCAAUCAAAGUAAAACUAUUGAUAAGCCUCCAGAGAAAUUAUCAACUUUUGGCUAGAUGCCAAAUAUGAAGAAUGAUUUUUAAAUGAAUGGUUGGCGAUUCCCUAUUUUCAUUGAAAACUGUUCAGAAGGCUGCCGUUUCCCAGAGUCCGAAACGACUCCCUUCUAUUUCGACGUGACGUCAGACGCAGAGCCGGGUCACAUCAUUGUCCAAACUCAUGUAGAGCCGGCCGACGCCGAGAUUUUCAUUGCAAGUGUGCGAUCGGACACCUUGCCGCAGGUAAUUCUCACAUAAAUAUGUUGGAAAACGCGCUUCAAUUUUUUAUAUUUGCUUUUAAAUAUUUAUUUUUACUUGGAAAAUUAGUAAAUGUGCGCAAAAAUCAGUCUCGACACUUCUUUUAGAUUUUAACGAGUUAGUGAAAAGAUGAAUUCGUGGUUUUGGAUAUCUAUUCAACAUUGAAAAGAACAGUAAUAUUCGAAAAAAAUAUAAACAGUUUUGUGGCCUUUUCAUCGUUCCUUUUUUCCAGGUAAACUUCACUGACCGACUGAUUCUGGAGAAGAGCCUGAGCGAUGGCGAAUUCGUCGUCCGCGUCGUCUCCUCGCUGUCGCUGCCGGCCUUCCCGUCGGCCGUCAAGGACUCCUCGCUUUUCGUCACGGUGGUCUGCAACGGAUUCGCCUAUCCGUUGCUGACCAUCCACGUCGAAGCCGUCAAUUCCAUGCCGCCACAGUUCUACCAUGAGCCCUACGUCGUUCCUGUGGCUAAGGUGAGAGCGGUCAGAGGCGUCUGAAGAAAUCAGAAUGUAAAAUAUGUCUUUUUUUAGCAAAUAUCUUUGACAAGAAAAAAUGUUAUUUCAUUGAAAAAAAUGAUCAGCUAAUCAAACAAAAAUAGAUGUAGCUUGAAACAUUUACUUUAUGAAUUGAGUUUAUACUUAUUCAAUUUAAGAGCCUUCCAAUUGGAACGAUCUUGGAAACGCCAGUCGCAGUCGUCGAUUGGGACGCUGCCAGAUUUUAUGGCGUCUCCUUCAGAAUCGAAGUUUGUUUUAUUAUUCUAUCACUGAUUAUAUUAAAUUUUCAAGGACAAUACUCAUACUUUCGAGCUCUUUGAUGAGGUGAAAAAAUCGAGAAAGCUGAUCGAAGGCUCAGAAGACUGGAGCGAAGAGCAACUGCCAACGGUUUUGAGGGUUCGGAGCCUGAAAAACCUGACUCAACUGCCGAUUUCAGUUAGAGUUUAUGCCACGGUGAGUCGAUGAAACAUCGUGAAAUUUUAAAAAUUCGGUAUAAAUUGUGCGUAAUGCGGAUUUUAUUACCAUCUCAUUAUCAUGUAUAAUCUAUAGAAAUUCUGAAAUUCAACGCGGAUCUAUGAUCUUAUCCUAAGUUUUUCAUAAAGUGCAAGCUUUCUUGAAGGACAACGGAGAUAGUCCGAGAAGCGCUUCGUCCGUCGUCACUUUUUUCGAGAACUUUGAACAAGAAGCAGCGACGUCAUCAUCUGCCACAACAUCCACGAAGUCGUCAACUACAACUGCAGGACCGAAGGCGACACUGAAGACGACUUUGAAAGCAAAAACGACUCCCAAAACGACGUCUGCAACGACGACUACUUCAGCUACAACUGAGAAACCGAUUGUGAAGACGCCUCCAACGCCAAAACCAGUGAAGAAGGUGGAGCCAAAGGUGUUCGGUACCAAAAAUCAGGUGGGGUUCUUUUUGAGUAAAAAAAAAACUGUAUGCACUUUAAUUUCAGCCUUCUAUUCCGAUUGAUCUACACAACGACAUACAAUCCAACUUUGAUCUUCCGGAGCCUGAAGUCAAACCUGAAGAAAUCGCAAAAAAGCCGCAAUACGAAGGGCCGGCACGAUUCGCCCAUUGUUCAUUAAGAGCAUCGAUCGUGGAAAACAGCGCCGUCGGAACCAAAGUCGCAGAAUUGGAAGUUCUGAAUCGUCAGAAAGUAAUUUUAAUCCAAAAAAAUCCAUGCUAAAAUAAUUUUCAGGACACUCGAAUCACCUUGGUUGAUCCAGAUGGAACUUUUGCUAUUGAUAAUGCUACUGGCAAUAUUAUUGUGGCUGACUCGAGAAUCGUCGAUCGGGAACUUUUCAGUACUCUGGAAGUUGUCGCAAAAAUUGAGGUGCUCAUUAGUAAUUUAUUGACCGUUGGUGUGGAAGAAAAAGUUUCAAAAACGGACAGCUUUUUCAAGUUCAACAAUAAAGCGUUCCAGGGAGCCACCGAAAUGACCCCUUGUGCGAGGACGCGUGUUCAUGUCGAUAUUACGGACAUUAAUGACAACCGGCCGGUUUUUGAGAAGGAAAGGUGAGAAAUUGAGAAUAAAAAGACCUUGUUCGAUUCAUGUCAAUAUCGGUAAAAUAAGAUAGAUCCAUUUAUGAAGUCCAUAACUCUGAAACGACUACGAGAACACGAAGGUUUCUUCUAAGGAUGAGCCGUAGCUCGAAAAAUGCUAAAGCCUAUUCCGCGCCAGCUUGUCACGUUUUUCUUUUCGUCAAAAAGACCGUAUCCCGAAUCAGAUCAAAUUUCCGCUUUUAUAACGACAAGAAACAAAGGUCUUGAAGCAAAGUUGGUUGACCUGGCCUUUUGGCGGAAAGAAAAACGUGACAAGCUGGCGCGGAAUGGCCUAUACAAACAUAUUUUUAAAAACAGAAAAAAGUUACACUUUGCGCGUCACUCAUGAUACAUUGAGUGCAUAGCGUGCACUACGUCCAAAGCAGUAGACCCCACGUAAAAGAAAGUUUUUUUUCUUUUUAAAAAAAAUUUUUCAAAUAAAAAAACAUUGUGUAUAUACUUUUUUUCAAUAGUUUCUAUUAGUCUAUUUAAUAACCUGAAGAAACCAUUAUGGCUAGUAAAUUUUUUUGUACGUUUUUUCUAUCUAGAUGUGAGUUUAUUUAAAAAAAUACUUUCAAAAUCGGCUCACCUUUUAUUUAUCCUUGAUUUCGAUAGUGAUAAUUGAGCUUUAAGGUACUGGUUCCACCUUUCGGACGAAUUCCCGGUCGGUAAGGAGGUGGGAAGACUGUUGGCGCAAGAUAUUGAUCAGGUAGAUAAAGACCGUUUACAAAAUCAAAAUGAAGGAAUUUUCAGGGCAACAACGGCCAGAUAAGUUAUCACCUGGCUGGUCCAGACGACGCACCUUUCCAAGUUGGAACUCAAGGGAAGAAUGCGGUGCUUCUGAGCACUGGAAAAUUGACCUUGGAAGUUUACAACUUGACAAUCGAAGCCAGAGACCAUGGCGAGCCGAUGAAGACGUCGAAAGUUCCUGUGGACGUUUUUGUCUUGGGAAUGAACAACAAGAAGAAGAUCCCGAAGAAGCCGGUUGUUCAGGGUGUUCAGGUACGAAGAAACUUGUGAGUCGGAAUUGGAGGUGUGAAAGACAUUUUUUAUGAGUUGAGGAAUUUCGCAAGUACUUGAGGGUACAAAAGAGACAUUUAGACUUAUACAAUUAGUUCAAAGAGCAAAUUUGAAAUUUUUUUUUAAUUCAAGAUAUUUUUGCCAAAAAAAAGUGUAUUUUUAGGCUGUUGCUAUUGAUCACCCAGUGGAAUUGAAUUUCGACGAGUCAACCACCAGAAGUACCACGACGACGCGAACGACGCCACCAGCUCCAGAAGAGGUGGAAAUUCUGCACCCGACCCUCACGAACAUUGACUUGUUCUUGUCGCAAAAUGAGGUGGAUGAGUCUAAGGAAGAAGUCAAGGUGAGUUUUUGAAUCAUGAUUUGAUAUGUUCUGAAAUUGAAACUGUAAACAAUUGAAUGCUUUUCUUGGUUUUGUUGAAAAAGAAAAAUUAUUUUAGACUGAAGAUGGCUUCAUGUUCAAACAGCGUCAUUAUCACUACGAAGUUUUCGGAGAAGAAGUAUCUGAAGAUGACGUCAUCGGUCGAGUCUCAGCCAAUCCUGGCGCGCAGUUCUAUGCCGUCGAUCGGAAUGUGUGUGGUUUGAUCUCUUUUUCCCAGAGGUUUUCAGAAUUUCAUCAGAUUAAAUUUUGAAGGAAGAUUCUAGCUCAAAUACUUUCUUGAUUUACUAACGUUUUCAAAGUUUUAGAGUAUUUAUGAUGUGGUGUUAUUUUUUCUGGAAAUAAACUUCCUUCUGGAAAAAUCAAGGCUUUUCAGGUCGCUGGAUUGAUAAAAGUGACAGAUUCGGGCGAUAUUCUGGCCGGAAAAGGACUGAAUGGAAUGCAGCCGGCGAAUAUUACGUUUGGAGUUUCUUCGACAAAUGGAGAUCAUACGGUAUGUUUCAAUAAAAGAAAUGUCAGAUCUAAAAAAAUUUUUCAGGAAAGUUUGAAUUUUUUUCUAAUCAUUGUAAUAUUUUACAAAUUGUUUGUGUCAAAGGUACUUUUUUGGAGCUGAAAAUUCAAAAAUAAAUGAAAGAACAAUCAAAAAAAUUGAAUCUUUAAUCUACUAGUGAUUAUUUACGUUAAUAAGUUUUUUUGUAAAGCCAACUUUUUUUCAAUCCAUGAGAGAAAUAUUUUCUGAAAAGUCCGAGUCCAUAGGAGAAAUAGGCUUACGAGAGUACUUCCUGUAGCAUUUAAGAGGUAGCCAACAUUCAGAUUUUAUUCGAAUCGGAAGGCUUUAUGAGUCUCACGACUAAUGGGGAAAAUUUUAGUUGACGGCCCGCACAACUUUAUCUUUUUUUCAUAAGUUUACGGUAAUAUUCAGCAGAUUUUGAGAAUUUUUCUCACCUAAUAAAAUUACCGACCAAGAAAAGCAACGGUAAAAAACAUGAGUAACGAACCGUGCACCUUGCAAUUAAUUAGGCAGCGAAGCAUGGCUUUUCACCUUUCCGGUUCUCAACCCCAAUUUGACCUCAACAAUCGCCCUCCGCUUGGCUUUGUGCCCGAAACAAUGGCUUUUUUUUGGCGCGAAUUCGAGAAUUUCGUGGAAAAUGGAUUAUUCCUAUCUGAAUUUUAAACUUAUGAUAUGCAAAUAAGUUUUUCCUUGUUCUCCGGUUUUUAGAAUUUAAUUCAUUCGAAUUGCCAUUUUAAGAACUGCGGUGAUAUUUUUUUAUUUUUUGGAAGUUGGAAACUUUUUUUUAUAACCGUUUGGCUUAGUUUGAAGUAUAUAAGGAAAGAAGGCGUCGGAGAGAAAAAUGCCAUGUUAGUUUCAAGAUAAAGGGUAUCAUUUCAUCACAAACAAAAUUUUUCAACAAUUUCUCAUUUUGCUCAAGCUCAGAAGGUCAGAAUGAGGUGUUAUACAAUUUUAUUUGAGAAAAAUCUUGUGCAUUUUCUUUUUUUUAAACAAUGAGUAAAAAAAGAAGAUCACGGAAAGAAAAAACAAAAAAAGGUGAAUUGUUUGGUUGCCUGACGACGGCUGACGACACACCUGCUCUUUUUCUUUCCCUCAAGACCAAAUGUACCAAUUUUGGCGAAGAUUCUUUUGCAAACCGCGCACGCAAUACUUCACUUUCUAAAAUAUUCAUUCGGGGAUGUUGCCUCUUCAGGAAUAUUCCCUCGAUUCUCUCACCUGAGCCCAUUAAUACCUGAUGCUCGCAUAACGUCUUGAAUGUCCGGAAAGUGGGCGGAGUCGACGCGAGCAGGUGCGCGCAAUUCAAAAGCACGCGUAGAAAAGCACCAGUAAGUGUUUCUGGAGCUUUUGGCUCUGAUGCCUCCUGCCCUGACCGCAGCUAUUAUCCCUGCCUAGUGCUACAUGCUAGUGUUUUUCGCCUUUUAUGUCAUUUUGUGCAAUGUGGGUUUCCGUACUGUUUUUUCAAAUUUUUUAUUAGAAAUGUCUGUUACUUUUUUUCAAGUAGAGAGCUUUUUUGGCCUUUAAAAUUACAAAAAAGUAUUUUUGUAGGUAUGGCCUUCUUUAAAGAAAAAUUGAAGUUCAAAUUCUCAAAAGAGAUGGAAAAUUAUGAAGUUCUCGAUAAGUCUUUCACAAAUUCUAUUUCAAAUUUUUUUAGAGAUUUUUUUGCGGGAAGCUUGUGAAAAAGUCAAAGAUUUUUAGUUUUGUUAUUAUAGAACAAAAAUUUGAAGCUAUAUCAGGUAUAAUCGGUGGGAGGCCGCCACAAUUUUUCCGUUCGUGCACAUUUUACUAAAGAAUGUUUUUAUUGCUAUUUCUAGGCCUAACUUCAGAGUUUGCAAAACAUUUUAUCAAUGCAAAGUUCACAAAUAAAUUAUUUACAAUGUUAAUGCCUUUUUGUUAACAAAAUGUUACGAUCGUCAUUUUUCUAGAAUUGUUCUACAGGUUAUAAAGGAAAAAUUAAAGAAGAUAGGUUCAUGACAAAGAUUGAGAGAGUCCAUUCUGAGUGGAUAGAGCCAAAUUUUGAGAAAAAUUUAAUUAUGAUUAGUUUUUCUCAUAACUUCUAUGGAUUUUGAAGGCUCGAACAGUUGUGACGGUUUGGCGUGACCCGACGGCCGACGUCACUGAGGCCGCACCAAAGUUUGACGAGACUUUGUACGAUUUCCACGUUCAAGAAAACCUGAGGCCUGGGGUUAUCGGAUUGGUCCAAGUGAGAGCAAAAUCUGUAAUUAUGAAUAAGUUCCUGAUUUCUCAGGCUUACCACUCAUCAAAGACCUCGAAAAUCGUCUACUCGAUUUCAAGCGAAGAAGAACUUCCAUUUGAAGUUGAAGAGCAAUCCGGAGAAGUCAGCGUAAGAAGAAAACUCGAUGCUGAACGGCAGGCGGAGUAUCGUUUCGAGGUUUGAUAUAAUGAAAAAAAAAUAGUGGGCUUCAAGUUUUCAAAAACCUUAAAAAUUUUUCCGAAGGAGUAAAAAAUAAAUUGAAGUUUUUUUGUAGGCUUUGAAAGUUUUUCACAAGAAGAGCCUAGAAAUGGCGGGAAGGUUGAAUUAUAAUCAUUAUAUGUAAGUGAAACGAGUAGUUACAGUCAUUCUUAUCAUCUCCUUCGAACUCGAAUUUCCAAGUAGUCUCUUUAGAUUUUUCUCUAUUAGUUUCAGGUCCGCGCCUGUAUAUCCAAGACCAACUGUGGAACGUCGAAAGUUGUCGUCAACGUGGAUGACUUCAACGACAAUUCGCCAAUUUUCUCCAAAAAGUCCUACCAAGCCUCGGUGACGAGUGACUUGCCUGUUGGAGGAGUGGUGCGAUUUGAAUCAUAGAAAAGGAAUGAAAAAAGUAAUUUUUAGAUAGGAACAGUAGAAGCCGACGAUAUCGACAGCGGGGCCAAUGGCAAUGUCAGCUACGUCAUCAGUCCGCCUAACUGUUUGUUUUUCUCGUUUCUUAUCCGUUUUGAGGAAUGUUAAUUAAUGAAGAAUAUUAAGGUGAGGUGGAGAAAAAAAAGGUGGAGAAAAAAAAAUCAGUUUUUAAGGGUCUUUUUCUACUAUCAUUAUCAGUCAUUUUGUACUAAUCGCUAAAUGUUUUCGAUUUUUCUCAUGGUUUUCCUUUUCUUAAAAUGUGUUGUUUCGAUGCCUGAUUUCCCUUAUUUGCAGCUCUUUUCACCAUCGAUCACCUGACUGGUGUGAUCAGAACGACGGAACCGCUCACCCAGAACUUCUACAGUAUCCUCAUCGAAGCUUUCGACCACGGGCUGCCCAGGAAAAGCGACAUGGCUGAGAUGAAGAUUACCGUUCAAGGAACAAACCCAUCCACGCCGGUUUUCGAUCAGGUAGAUAGUAGGCAAAUUACAGCUUCAGUAAGUCUAAUUCUAGUCAUUUUGAGAGUUGAAUAUUUUGGCUUUUCCUAUGAUUGAAUCUUGAAGACGAAUUCUCUUUUUUCACUAAGAAACACUAUUUCAGAGCAGCUACAAGUACAUCUUGCCGGCUCCACUCCGAGCCGGACAAGUCGUUGCUGAACUCCACGCCAGCGAUCCAGAUCCUGGACCGGAAGGUCAAGUUUUCUACCGAUUUGCGGCCACUCGUGACAUGUUCACCUUGGAUGAUCAGGCGCGCUUCCAGAUCAACGAAAAGGUGAAUAACUUCCUCGAAGUUUUGUAAAAGAUAUUUCUCUUCUAGACGGGCGUUAUUUCGACCCUCCAGACGCUUCUGGCGACGGAUGGCCCAUUCGACUUCGUAGUUGAAGCGACGGACAACGGAAGCUCGCAGAAAAGACGAAGCAACGCCAAAUUGCAUCUGGAGAUUGUUGAAUCCUCGCCGGUGAAGUUCUUGCCCCUGCCGACGACUGUCUACAUCUCCACGGAGAAGGUCGUUCUUCUGAGAAGGCCAUAAAGAAGGAUUUGCGAGUUUUCAGGCGGUUGGUAGCGUCGUCCUCAGGGCGUCUGCCUCGGCCGUUGAUGAGUCUGAUAUUCGUUUCCGUGUCCUUCAGGAUCAUUCGCAGUUUGUCAUGGACGGCGAUCUAUUGAGGGUAAGUUGCGCUCUAUUAAAAUCAUUCAUAUUGCUGUAUGAAACGAUUUUUGAUCUAAAGAUAUCGGUGAUAUUAUUAUUAUUAUUAUGAAAAAAACAUCAGUCAAAAAAAUUUCUGUUAAAAAGCUCAAUUUUGAAAAAGCUAUAUUAAAUUUGGAGCUUUUCAGAAAACUAAAUUUUUAUAUAUGAUAAUCCAGAGCAGAGAAUUCACAGAAAAGGAAAAAUUCCUGACGAUAAUUCACAUUUCAAGUAGUUAAUUUUAUAGACCCAAACCAACUGCACAUUAUUGAUAACAAUUGUACGCUUCAUUCAAUUUUUUUUAUAUUGAGUUCAGCGUUUUUUACGAGUUUCUUUGCGUGAAAUACUUUUUGGAAAAGGCUAAUGUGAACAAAGUACCCAUUGAGGAUGCUAAACAGAAAAUGUUGGUCAUUUGAUGUUAUCGUGACUUUUCUUGCAUCAAGGCUCGGAAUCUGAUUUUCUCACAUCUUGAGCCAUGCGACCAUGUUUCUGAACCCUUUCCAGGUCUCCAAUCACCUCGUCGAAGGCGAAUCCAAACUAACGAUCCGCGCCGAAGCCGACGACGCCUUCGUCGACCAUCAACUCAAAGUCAUCGUCAUGUCUGACCGCGACAAGUACCCCGUCUUCCCACAGUUGACCUACGACAUUGACGUCAGUCCCUCCUGAAGACGUCGUCUGGAUUCUUAAUCUUUCCAGGUCCCAUCGGAAGGCCGUUUCCCUCGAACUAUUCACCAAUUCGACGCCAAACUGUCAAAUGGAACUAUCCGCUAUGGGUUCUACCCGUCUUCUUCCAAUCCCCCGGCCAUUUUCCUCGAUGAGAAUACUGUUGGUUAUAAGAUACGUUAGAGAGUAACAGUACCUUGUUGAAGGGAGAAUUGAUGGCUGGCUCAAACUACGCCAACUACACGGAGAACCGAGGGACGACCUUUGUCGUGAUCCGAGCUGUCAAUGUUGAUUAUCCGAAGUUCUAUUCGGAUGUCGGGGUAGAAAUACUGAGUUUUAGUUUGGGAGAAUAAUAGAUUUGCUCAGGUGGCUUUGACAUCGUCUUCUUCGAGCCAGGGACUCCGAUUCCAGCACAACAUUUAUCGGUUCGAAGUCUAUGAAAACACUCCAGUCGGAUCAAUCAUUGGGCAGCCGCUGACGGUAAAACUUCAUUAUUGUUUCUGCAGAAUGUGAAAAAGACUGAUAGGUACGAAAAAGUGAUUUGUUAAAGAAAACACAUAUUAGGCUUUUUUCAUGGCUUGUCAUGCUUCAACUUUCUUGAAAGUCUGUAAAUUAGAAAAAUGAACAGAGAUGAAGGGAAAAAUAUCGUUGAAAAAAAAGUUCACCGUGAACUGUCCUUUUUUAAUUUUUGUCUCAUUUUUCUCGUUUCUUUAUCUUUUUUUUCAAACUUUUGUGUAAGUCCAUUUUUUGUCCCCACUUUCAUGAAGUCAAUCGCCUUAAUCAUGAAGAAAUUUUGAGGCUCAGGAUUGAGAGAAAAUAAUAUUCAAUCAAUUUUUUCGAUUCAGAUCUUGUCAGCCUCAUCCGCUGUCGAUUUUUCUAUCCUGCCGGAAAACCAAAUUGGAGUUCAUACAAAUGGAAGUUUAUUCGUGAAAGAGCAGAUUGACGUGGAGAGAAUGGAGGACACGGCGACUUUGACUAUGAAUUUCGUGGUGAGAAAAGUUACCUGAGUCUAAAAAAGUUUGUUUUAUCUCAGGUCACCGCCAGAGCCGGACAAGAAAGCGCCAAAACGAGGAUUCAAAUAACUGUCCGAGACGUCAACGAGUUCCAACCUGAAUUUGUGGAGCACGAAAGUCGAAUGAACGUCGUGGAGAACGCCCAGCCAGGAACGGUCAUCGGAAAAGUGACGGCGAAGGAUCGGGACGUCUCCGAAGGAGAUCGGCUUCUCUACAAGAUUGUAGGAGGUAAAAAAUCUUUUUCUUUGGUAAGGAAAUCUGCAGAUUGGAGAGAAGUUAGUGAAAUGCCAAAAUGAAAAGAAACUAAGUUUUUUCAACAGUUACAUUUUCAUUUCGCCAAUUUUCAGGAAAGAAAAGCUGCCUUUUUAUGCUUUAAAAAAUAAAAAUAACUAUAGUAAAUAUGGAUUUUGAAAAAAAAAAUUGAAGAUUGCAAAAUAGAAAAAAAAAUCUCCAGGAUCUGGACGUCGUUUGGUAUUCAUCCAAGGCGACGGAACAAUAAUUGUUGGCGAUGACGUCAUUGAUUCUGAAUCGGCGACGGAGUUUGAUCUUAUCGUCGAGGCUUCCGAUCGAAAUGGAAAUCAUGUAUUUCUCAGAGGAUACUGAGAUUUUAAGGGUGAAUACUUUCCCAGGAUCGAGCACAUGUAGUCGUCGAGGUUGAAGACGUCAACGACAAUCCGCCGACGUUCUUGGAGGAUCAGAUGGUGUGGAAUGUGACGGAAGGUUGGAAAAGAGGAAAAGAAAAAUGAAAGAGCGAGGGAAUUUUUCAGGGACUACUGAGGGGUUUCGAAUCGGCGCAGAUGAUUUGGACAAGGGACUUAAUGGCGAAGUCAAAUUCAAGAUUAUUGGUGGAAACGACGACGGACUUUUCGAAAUCCAUCAGUUGGACGGCCAUACGGUGAGAGAUUAGCGUUUUCUCAUUACUUAUUUCAUCGAAGUUACGAGUAAAUUAACAAGAAAUAAGCGAUUUUUCAAAGGAUUAUUUCCGAUGAUCAUUUGGGAAUUUUCUUCAGGCGACCAUCCGAAUCGCGAGCGAGCUCGACAGCCAAAAACACACAAACUUCCUGCUGACCGUCGAAGCGAGAGAUGGAGGCUCACCAUCUUUGACUUCGACGGCGAAAGUCGUCGUCCACGUCACGCCUCACAAUUCUCAUGCUCCCGUCUUCAGAAAGUCAAGCUAUAGAAAGAAGGUGAAGAAGUUGAUAUCGAACUGAUAAAUUACGAUGAUUGAGAGUAGAAAAGAGGUCAUAAAUUAAGAGUUAGUUAUCUUUAUUGUUCAGAUAAAAUAGUUUCUGAUCCAGAUUCUGAGCCCUUUUUUCAUUCUCACAGUUUCCUUAAGUUUUCGAACUUUUUCACUUUGGUCCAGUCGAAUUACAUAGACGCAACUUACACGUGUUAGGACUUUUUGGAAGUCAGAAAGUUUCAGUCAUUGAUACGGAUAAUGACGUCACGAUUUCAGAUCUCAAUCGAUAUUCCAAUCGGUCAGCCAAUCCUCACGGCUGAAGCACGCGACGCAGAUGGAGAUACCCUGAAAUAUGAACUUCAAGGUGCUUAAUUAAAGCUUCAAAGACGAAAAUAACUCCGCUAGAUGUGAAAAUUAUUAUCAUUUUAUAUGAUAAGAUUUUUAAAUAUUAGAGAAUCGAUUUCAAAGAAAAUUGGAAAAAUCAAAUGACAUUCCUCGGUCCAUAUGUAUGUGAAUUGACGUUUCGUAAAUAAAUUUCUUAGUCUAAUUUUUCUAAUUUUUUUCUAGAAAAAUCAAACUGUGUCCUUUUCAGAAUUGCAGAUGAAGACAUGGAAAUCAUGUAUUUUUUUCAGCGGAAACUUCAACGUGAACUCGUUGGGGUUCACACUGAUCUGUGAAUAAAGUAUUAUUAUUAAGACUAUAAUUGCCCUCUAAAAAUAGAUUCUCUCUGAAAAUAAUUUGUUUUCUAGGCGACGGCUGUCAAUCGCUUUUCAACAUCGACGACCACGGCGUCGUGUCGUUCAGAGUUGGCGUUGACCGACGAGAGGAAGGAGGCGUCGUUUGUCUGAUUGUUGCUGGAGACGGAUCUCAUUCCACUCAUGUCAAUAUGCAGCUGCAGAUCUUCAGAGAGCAGCAGGAGACUGUGUAAGUUUUAGAGCAAGAAGUAGAAGAAUGAGUUGGAUCAUUCAGUAAAGUUGUAUAUAUUCUUGAUCAGAACCCUCCUUUUCUCACCUAAGAGUCACUGAAAAAAUAUACUAACAUACAAUCUAGAGAGCGCAAACAGGCUAGACUGCUUCGAUUCAUGAAAAAUGAAAAAUAGUUUGAAUCAAAUUUAAUGAGGGAUACACAACCUGAAUCGAUUUCCAGAGCUCCGAAAAUCAAUUUGGAGCCAGUCUUUGCCAAAAGUAACUUUGUCGUCACAAUCACUUCUGACACCGAAGAGAAGUUCCUGACGAAGAUGAAGGCGAUCGAUCCGGAAAACGACCCGAUCGAUUAUUCCAUCGAACCGGCCAAGUUCAGAAACCUCUUCGAUAUUGAUAACGAGGUAUUGUCCUUUCUAGAUCUCCUGAAACUGUCGAAGUUUUCCAGGGGCGAUUGUCGUUGAACGUGGCAGCCGACGAGCUGGAGGAAGACUCCUACAGCUUUCAAGUCAUCGCCGAAGACCGCGGAGUUCCUCUAAAGUCCUCCUCGGCCAACGUGAAAGUGGUUGUGAUGAAGAGCGACGGAAUGGCCACCGCCUCGACGAUGACUCUCGUCGAGGGUCCUGUCACGAAGGUUACGGUAGCCGAUGACUGGACGACCCCCACGACGAGACCCACGACGACCACUUUGAAUCGUAAUCCGAGAAUGAUGCUUCAAAAUACAAUAGAAAUCAUUAAGAUGGUCGUUUCUUGCAAACUUCUUAUAAUUGGAGCGCUUCGGAGGAAACUCUCGUUGGUACCGUUUUGGGACAGGUUGAGACGAAUUUCCUCGCCGAUGUAAGUCUGGAAAUGAAGAAAUGAAAGGAAUUAACGGUUUCAGGUCGACUAUUCCUUCAUUUCGACUCAGGAUUUGGUAGUCAACGAGAGUGGUGACGUCAUCGUCGCCAAACCCUUGGAAAAGCCCAUCGAUGACAUCAUCAUUGCGACUCAAGAUGUGGGAUUUUUGACUUCAUAAGUCUAUCCAAUGAAGAUUCAUCAAGCAAAAUAAUGUUAUAAAAGCUCUUUCGUUCAAAAAUAUUAUUUCGGUUUACUAGACUAAUUGUUUUUAUCACUUUGAUUGAAGUCAUGAAAAACUAAUCAAAGUAGUUGUUGAAUUAAUAAUAACGUUAGUACUUUAAAGCUGGAUAUUUAAAGAUUGAUGAUUUCUGAGCUCACAACUGAAUUUUCUGAGUUUUUUGGAUUCAAAAACUUUAGUACUUUAUAAAUCACUUGCUACUGAGGUUAUAAUAUUGAUCACCUGAAGGAUUUUAUAUAUAUCUCGCGUUUUCUUCUUCCUGUUAAUCGUACUGAUUUCAGGGAGAAGUAGUGGCUGAGACUCGCGUACGAGUUCAGGUUCUCCCCCGAAGUACAACUUCAGCUUCAACUCCAGCCCCAACGCCAGCUUCAACUCCACCAUCUACGUCAGCUCCAACAACAACAAAGACAACGUCGCCGUCACCGUCACCGACUACAAAACCAAGCACUACGGCGACCAGAGUUUUCCCCACGCCGACGUCUUCUGCCAGAAUAGUCCCUGUUCCCAUGGAGACCACAUCGACGCCUUCAGAACUUUCCGAACCUUCUUCUUCUUCUUCUGCUUCUCCGUUCAAGUUCUCUCAACCCAUCUAUUUCGCCUUCACAACAGAGGGAAACUACACCCAAGGAGUCGAGGUUCAGCUCAAGCCGGAGCCGUUGGCCACUAACUUCGAAGGGAAGGUCGUGUAUUCCAUCGAAGAUUCUGCUGUAAAGAUGCCGUUUUUCUUGAGAGGUUACACGGUGAAAAACAGCCCAAUGGAAACUUUAAAUUUUUAAGAUGACGGAAAGUUGUUCCUUUUCGAAGUGGACCGCGAGCAACACUCUUCGUUCACUUUCACGAUUGUGGUGAAUAUUUUAACUCAUCAAAAACAAUUUUUUUGUAAAAAAAAUCUUUUUUUAAACCAUUUCUUCUUAGGCCAGAACUUCUGGAAUUUCUCCCGAACGAGUCGCGCGAGCUCGGGUCAAUGUCACUGUUUUAGACUUGAACGAUAAUUAUCCGGUUUUCGAACAACAUCCAAAUGUUGUCGGCAUUCCAAGGGUAAGUAAUCAAAAAUAACCGAAAUGAUGUUCAAUCUUUUCAACAGUAGAACUCCUUUUCAAAAUGAAAGGCACUAAUUGCCAUAAAUCUCUUGGAGUGAAGAGCAAUUUUCCUGCUUUUUUGAUCGCGCAGAACCUUUUGCGCCCUACUCAUUUCAGCUGUAGAAAUUUGAAAGGGACCACGGCAAAAUAAGACCAGCAAAAAUCAUUGGCCGAAUGCUCUGUGGGAAAACUUAAAAAUAUCGAUUUUUCUUUGAAGUUCAGCAUGCAAUAGAGCAAUGCCACAGACUUUAAUGAAAAUAAUUUUAAAAGUUCUAGUAUUUUUUUCUGAACCUUUUAUUUCAACAGAUAGGGGUAUCAAAAGUAAUCAGAUGUCAGAGAUAUUUGAGAGAUAUUCUAACCAAAUGCUGUUGGAUAUACAGUAAAAAUUUCGGCCCUGUUAAAAAAAAAGAAAAAAAAAUCGUAUACUCGAUCUCUCCAUCUUAACUCUUGGCGAGAAAAAUGUUGUCACCCGAAGGUAUCAAUCAAAGUUUCGAUUGAGAAUUUCCCAAAUAUUUUUGAUUAUUCAGUCUUUGCACGUCGGAACACCUGUCUACCAACUCAAGGCAAGCGACGUCGAUGCCGAAAAUGCGAUUUCCUACGAAAUCAGCCCUGCCAAUUUCUUCAACAUCGAUCCAAGGGGUCUCAAUUUCUCGCCAAUUUUCAGAAAUUUUUUUCAUAGACCCGAACUUUUUGAUUAUUUUGGAACGGUAAAAAGCAUUAGAAGCAUAAAAAGUUCUAAUUAAAAUGAAAGGAAAAAUAACAAUGAACGUGAAAAAAAUGAGACUUUCUCAUUGUAUUUGAAAUAUUUUUUUGAAUCUAAAUUUUUUUCUAUCGUUUUCUAUGUUCCAGAAGGCUUGAUCCGUGUGGCCAGCAGUCUUCAGAAUGCCCCAGAUAUGGUCGACGUCGUCGUCGUCGCCAGGGAUUCUGGACAUCCGCCCCUGUCUUCUGAAACCAGGGUCAGGACUUGCGAAAUCUCAUCUCAUGAUCAAGUUUGUCGUUUUUCAGUUAUCGAUCAGCGUUUUUGAUGACGUCAUGGGUGCACCGAGACUGCCUAAAGAGCUAUCGGAGAUCGUCGUGUCGAACUCGGCAAGGCCCGGAGAGAAGGUGAGAUGACGUCAUAGUUAGGGGGUUAUGUCGUAGCUCAAAGCAAUACUGUUGAAGGGGAAAAUAAGAAAAUUCUGUCAAGAGUUUUUCAAAUAUGCAGGAUUUUAAUUUCAAGUCAAAAAUACUUAAAACGCAUAAAUAAAAUAAAAAUUCAGUGUAAUGAUGGUGUAAAAUAUGAAUCCAUUGACUCGAAAUUAUUGGAAAAUCAAGCCUUUGAUUAUUUUUUUUAACUGAUUGCUAACAGUUCAAAGUUCCAUACUCUUUAUUGGCAUCUCCUCUCGUCAAAACAGAAAUCGCAUGAAAAUACAAAAAUUCCAAAAUUUUUCGAAACAAUAAAACCUUAAAAUCAAUCGGUUAAUCCAAAAUUCAUUUCGCUUUUCUGUUGAAUUAAUUUCUUUAGUUGUAGCGUCUAGUUUUUGAAGUCUAAUCUGUAGUUUAUAGCUUUUUUGCAGCUUGUAGUUAAGCCGUAUAAAAACUUCUGCUUGUGGCCUUUUUUUUUGUAGUUUGUAGUUUUUUGGAUAACAACUUCCAUUGACACAGUGUAGAUUUUAGCUUUUAGUCCAGUUUUUCUCUUCUUCUUCUUUAUGUAGUCUAUGCUGUAGCUUUUGAUGUGAUGUAGCCUGUUUUCUAUAGUUUGUAAUUGUUUUUUGUGCGUCUUCCCAAAAUCCAUUUGAACAUCUUACAUUUUAUUUUCAGAUUUCCCAACUUCUUGCCGGCCCAACCGCUUCGGAACACGAUAAUAUUACCUACAAGUUAGCUAGAAAAAGUCAAGAGAAAAUGUUCAAAUGAGGAAAUUCAGAAUUUCUGAAGAUUCGAAUGGAUUGUUCGCAAUUGGAAACAACGGAGUACUUUCACUUACAAGGAACCCUGACGAAACCGAGCUCAAUCGAUACCACAAAGUGAAUGUGACGGCGGAGAACAGCAAAGGAGCAGAUUGGACUGUUGUGAGUUUCAGGAUAAAAAAAAACUGAGAGGAUGUAUGCGUUUUGUAUCGAUAGGUGGGAAAAUAAAUGUUCUCUCUAUUUUUUGAAUACUUAUUUCAGAGUUUCUUUCUUUUUAGGUGAAUGUCUAUGUCGAAGGACACGUAGCGGCAACGACUCCACCGCCGACAGCCUUGAGGGCUUGUUAUUUCGAGCAGAAGACCUACAAAGCAACUGUCAAGGAGAAUCAGCCUGCGAGAACCGCUGUGACCAAGGUGAGGGCUGUUUUGGCUUGCGCAAAUGUGCGCUAUCGAGCAAAACCCUGAAAUUUCAACAUGAUAUUUCCAUCAAUCACAAAGAAAAAGAUAUAAAUAUUUUCAUUUGAAGUCGUCAGGGUUCUAGGUCCUCUCAAACUGCGAACGCGAAGGCCGUCGAUUCCGUUACGCUUUCCAUCAAGCUUCAGGUUCUUUUUUAAAAUUUCCAGGAUGUAAUUCUUCAUUUCCAGAAGACUUUGAGAUCGACCAACAGACUGGUGAGAUAUUUACAAUGCGGCCUUUGGACCGCGAGACGAAGAGUUUCCACUUUUUGUACGUGAAUGCGGUGGAGCAGCAACAGCCGAGAGUGGCCCGACAGUCAGAUGUUGCCGUUCAACGUGAGCAUUUUUAAAUUUCCGUGUUUUGUUGCAAGAUACGAAAAGAAAACGGAUGUUUGAAAGAGCUGAAAGUUUAUUUUUUUUUUCAAUUUCAGAAGCGACAGCGAAGCUUUCGCCAUGGCAAACCCUGGUAGUAGUGACGGUCCUGGACGAGAACGACAAUCUGCCUCAUUUUCUCCAUUCGCUGGACGACUCGAGUCUCGCCGCGACUGUCGACGCCAACGCCAAUCCUCUGACACAAGUCGCACGUCUUCAGGUCCGAAGAUCAAUCGCUAAUGAUGUCACGAGUUCAUCUUCAGGCUCGCGACCUUGAUUCUUUCCCGGAGCUUCAGUUUUCCUUGGCUGGAGAUGACACAAAAUAUUUCGAAAUCCAUCCAACCAGUGGCCUUCUGACGCUCAGUCGCAAAAUUGACGAGUACGAGGGCGACGUCUUCAGACUUGUUGCCAAAGUUUCCGACUCGAUCCACGUCACGGAAGUUCCGCUCAAUGUUCGUUUUUUGGAGUUUAAAAGUUCAGGAGUGAUAGGAAUCAGAGUCAUUUUUUAUUCAAAGAUUGAUAUGAGCCUCAAAAAGUUUGUUGCCCUCAGGAUUUUUAAACUCUCUCAAAUUUAGACCUAAUAGUAUUGACCCUUCUUUGAGCAAAAAAUAACGUGUAUCAUUCGGAUUUAUAAUGAAAAGUUUCUAGAUUUAUAAACUGUCGAUCGAUACCAAUGUCGUCCAACUCACCAAGGAGUCGCCGCAAGGCGAAAUCGAUGAACCGUCGUUGGAGCGAAAGCUCACCGACACGUUAGGAAUGGACACCAGGUUGAAGAAAAUCGAAUGAGAAUUGAAGAAAAUUCAUCUAUUUUCCAGAGUACUUGUCUCACAGCCUUACACGAAUAGCGACGGAAAAGCCGAUCCGAAAAAGUUUGUUGGCUCUUUGAAGGAAAAUCGAAUAACUGUUUAAAUUGAGGAGCCAUGUUUUCGUCUACGCUUUGGAUGAAAAGUCGAAACCGAUGGAUCGUGAAAGUCUGAAGAAGUUUGUAGUUUGAUCUGUCUUUGAAAAAAGUAUUAUCAUUUCAGAAGAAAAAAGUUCAAAGAUAGAUAAAGGGUUUUUUGAAGUAAAUAAGUUAAUCAAAAUUUUAUGGUCAAUGAAUCAUUGAUGAGGAUCCAGAAGGCCUUUCGAUCUGAAAAAGUUUAGUCUGGUGAAGUUACAAAAAGGUUAGUAGACCUCAAAGCAUUCUCAAGCUAAUUGAAAGUGAUUCAAAAGUCUUCAAAUUUAGAAGCUUGUUGAGAUAAAAAAAAAUCAGUUAUUCAAACAAAUAUUACACCUUAUCCGACUAUUUUCAGCCUCCUGAUCUCAAGAUCCUCACAACUCUCCUCGGCUCUCGGCAUCUCUUCCAUCUCGAUCAUUUCCACCAACCUGGCCUCUCUCUCUUCCCACAGUCUUGCUCUCGUCGUCGCGCUUCUCGUGGCCGUACUGCUGUGCCUCAUCGCCUGCUGUGUCUUCGCCUUGUUCUUCAGCAAGUUCGUGUCCUUCUUCUGCAUCUGGAGCACAAGAUGAUGUUCAGAAAACGAGAUCGACGUGGCAGCGGCAGCGACGGGAGUUACAUGAUCGACGUGGUCGGAGUUGGGCCAAGACCGUAUGAUGUGGAGAAUGUGUCCAGAACCACUGCACAGAACGUCCUUUCAGCUCGACCACUGCCUGAUCCCAAAGAGCAUAAGUGAGAUUUUUAAAGACAAAAAAUAUGUAUACUCCGAUUUCGCGACUUGUUAGCUGCUUUGCUAGCUGCUAGAAAUCUGAACAGACUACAGAGAAUCAUUCGUUCGACUAGUUUUUUUUAUAUAUUCUUUUCGGAAGGGAUUGUUACAGCGAAAUUUCCAUCAAAGCUCGCGUUGAAUCGACUGAAUAUAACGUUUCUUGUUUUGAAAAACUUUUUCCAGUGUGGAACUAGCCGUGUCUCCAGCCUUUCUCAGCCCCAACGACAGCCUAGAAAGGUCGGAAUCUACCAAGGAAUUCUCGAACAGCGUCCGCGAAAGGCCCAGUUUACUCCAAUCAGCUUUAGCUCGACAAAAAGUUCACAAUGUCGACGUCAUUUUGAACGUCGGCGACAAAACAUAA
Molecule: messenger RNA, 20303 nt
Organism: Caenorhabditis auriculariae
Lineage: Eukaryota; Metazoa; Nematoda; Chromadorea; Rhabditida; Rhabditidae
Source: the annotation of a GenBank genome assembly